AUGUUGAGUGUUGCACUGUCAACAUAUGUGGUGAGCAGUACCCAUGACAGUCUUAAGAACAAACAGGGAUUGCCUUUGUUGAAUCAAAUUGUUAGCUGGAUGACUCUAGUUUCUUCUUUGGUGAUGCCAUUACUGAGCCCCACAUUUCUCUUCCAGCGACUGUUCAGCAUAUUGCUCUCCCUGAUGUCUACCUACCUGCUCCUCAGCACAGGGUACGAAGCUCUGUUUCCACUGGUGCUAUCUGGUUUGAUGUUUGUGUGGAUAAACAUGGAGCAAGAAGCACUGCAGCACUAUGGCCUUUCACUCAAACCAAAGCUUGCAGGUUUCGACUUUGCCUAUGCUACUGAUAUAACUCAGUUUCGACAGCUUCACCUAGAUGACGUCCGCAGGUCUUUCUUCUUCGUUUUCUUCAUAGUGACGGCCUUUUUUGGCACUGGAAAUAUAGCUUCUGUUAACAGUUUUGAUCCUGCCUCUGUCUAUUGUUUCUUGACUUUGUUCAGUCCUUUCAUAAUGGGAGGCUUGCUUAUGCUGAAGGUUGUAAUCCCAUUUGUUCUGGUAUCAUGUGCUUUCGAAGCUGUUCAAGUCACAGCACAACUAUCUUCUAAGAGCCUUUUCCUCAUUGUUCUUGUGAUUUCAGACAUUAUGGCUUUGCAUUUUUUCUUCUUGGUUAAAGAUUAUGGAAGCUGGCUGGAUAUUGGAACAAGACUCGAUGCGGGUGCACUCGAUGCCAUUGUCCAUGUCACUGACAAAGAUGAUAAAGAGCACUGGACCCAGAACAGAACCCUGAGGAACUCCGCUUGUCACUGGUCUCCUUGUGGUCAUGGAGCCAUUGACCACAACUCUUUGAGUACGACCAUCAUUGUACCAUACCUCAUGUCUGCUUUAACAACAUGA
This is a messenger RNA of Apaloderma vittatum (bar-tailed trogon), 894 nucleotides long. Its product is annotated as GPI ethanolamine phosphate transferase 1-like. Gene Ontology annotation, biological process: GPI anchor biosynthetic process. The annotation marks the transcript as partial. The record is from RefSeq and is a predicted model, not a curated record. Gene Ontology annotation, molecular function: mannose-ethanolamine phosphotransferase activity. Lineage: Eukaryota; Metazoa; Chordata; Aves; Trogoniformes; Trogonidae. The transcript has 10 exons. Gene Ontology annotation, cellular component: endoplasmic reticulum membrane.